CAUUCAUUGCUAUAUGUCAAAACACAACUUGAUGAUUAUUAUACUGGUUCAAAGGCAAAAUCUAAAAAAAGAGGAAGGAAACAGUUGAAAACUCAUAAAAAUCGUAAUUAAAGUAAUGUAUUUAUAUGAAUUGUUUUUAAUUCGGCCAGAUUUACGACAUGAAGAAACCAUAGUGCAGACAGCAAACUGUUUUGAAUACUUGAGCAAUGUAGUGAAUGAAGUGUUUGAUAAAAUUGAUGCUCGUAUCGAGCGAAACAAUGAAAAAAUUCGUUCAUUGAAUGAUCGCACGGCUGCCGUAAAGAAUAAAAUCGACAGUCUAGUUGGUAUAAAUAAAGCGAUUACAAUAUUUUCACCAGCAAAAUAUCCCGGUUCAACUGUGUCCGAAGACUUUGAGGCAACAUUUUCACCAUUGAAUCGUAAACCAAUUGAAAUGAUCAUCGAUUAUAAAAUCCAAAGUAAACCGGAUACGAUUGCAAAUCGAUUAAUCGAUGACAAAUUGGUAUUUUAUCAUGUGCGAAAACCGCCAAAGAAAAAUCCCACCACAAAAUCGCUACCAAUGGGACCACGACCAUUUCCACAUUAUACGGAAUCAAUUAAUGAUCUAUUGUUGUUUAACGAACCGAAAAUAAUGUUUGGCAGAAGUAGCAUGAUAACAUCAACAUCGAAACCACGAACAACACCCAGGUCGGACAUCAAAAGUCCAGAGAGACCAAGCUCAAAAAUUGAUAACAUUCCAUUGCCAGUGCUGAAUCGAAAUCUGAGCACGAAAAAAAUGAACGAAUUAUUUUAUUCACCGCAUAUCACGAAUGCACCUGAAUUGGAUGUGCCACAAUUUCUGCCUGAUUUACCUGGUAUUGCUGGUGAUAUUGAAUUUAAUAUAAGUAAUAUUGAUGACUUGCUCAUUGUACCCACACAAUCGAUGAAAAUUGAUGUACCUAAUUUGCCGCCAGUGCCUUCUCCAGAUGUUCCACAAACAAAUCUUAUUCCAACACAAGACUAUUCCGCGUUGCCACCAAUCCCAAUACAAAAUGUUAACGUAAAAGCAAUGGAUAAAACCAAGGAUGAAUCUCAAUCGAUGGAAAAGCCAAGCAUCACUACAACUGUUGCAACUCCUCCACCUCCACCGCCUCCGCCUACUUCAACACUGCCACCACCACCACCUCCACCUCCACCUCCACCUCCAUCAGUCAAUUUAAGCGAACCUAGUAAAACAGAAGUCAAAAAGGAAAUAAUCAAAAGUGAACCACUACCAAAGCCAAGAUUUGAAGAAGAAAAUCCACACAGUACUCUUAUGUCAGCCAUUAGACAGGCGGGUGGUCUUGGAAAGGCAAAGCUAAGAGCAACUUCAUUGAGAGUAGAGAAACCGAAACCGGCUGCCGCUGCUGCUGCUGCUGCUGCUGCUUCACCAUCCGGCGAUUUAAUGGCAGAUCUUCACAAAAAGUUGGCAAUGCGUCGCAAAGGAAUAUCUGGUGCCAAAGAAAAUGAGAAACAAUCAAAUAAUCCGGCUGCCACAUCGAAAACACCCUCAAGUUCGAAUUUAAUGGAUAGCAUAUCGUCAAUGAUACCAGCGCCACCAAAACUAGACGCAUCGAAUACAGAUCGCAGUGAUGAUGAUUCUGAAUGGGAAUAGAUCAUUACCAAAAUUGAGACUUAUAGUUUAAUGUCAUCUCAUUUUGGUUCAAAUAAAAAAGUUUCCAUCAAAUUGUUAAAUAUAUAUAGAAAAUUUUAUUAUUGGAAAUGAAA
Messenger RNA from Contarinia nasturtii (swede midge), 1743 nucleotides. RefSeq names its product WASH complex subunit 1-like. The coding region runs from base 116 to 1630 and encodes 504 amino acids. NCBI's taxonomy places the organism in Eukaryota, Metazoa, Arthropoda, Insecta, Diptera, Cecidomyiidae. The transcript is spliced from 3 exons. Gene Ontology annotation, molecular function: actin binding; gamma-tubulin binding; alpha-tubulin binding. The record is from RefSeq and is a predicted model, not a curated record. Gene Ontology annotation, biological process: Arp2/3 complex-mediated actin nucleation; exocytosis; endocytic recycling. Gene Ontology annotation, cellular component: recycling endosome; WASH complex; early endosome.